Molecule: messenger RNA, 1100 nt
Organism: Didymella exigua CBS 183.55
Lineage: Eukaryota; Fungi; Ascomycota; Dothideomycetes; Pleosporales; Didymellaceae
Product: ubiquitin-conjugating enzyme E2-16 kDa
Exons: 3
Coding region: 229-690 (153 amino acids)
Source: RefSeq, a predicted model, not a curated record
GCGUCAUGGCCUCUUAACCAUCCCCACUGCAUGCGUGUCUCCGUGACUUCACCACUGCAUAGAAUUUACAACGUCCUGCACAGUGAAAGCCGUGCUGCCUGUCUCUAGCGCUGUUCUAUCUGCCUUCAGCCUGACAACGCAUAAUUAGCGCCUUGCAGCUGUAGCGCCGCCAUACUUUCUCAGGCAACAUAGCAACUCCACCAUUACCUACAACACAACACCGCCAAGAUGAGCACGGGAGCAAAGAAGAGGAUCAUGAAGGAGUACGGCGAGUGCAUGGCCGACAUGCCAGCGGGCAUGAAGAUCAGCUUCGAUGAGCAGAACAUGACCAAGUGGGAGGUCCUGAUGGACGGACCGGACCAGUCUGUGUACGCGGGCGGGCACUUCAAGCUCGAGAUCACAUUCCCCAACGAAUACCCGUUCAAGCCGCCGGUCGUUUCGUUCCGCACCAAGAUUUAUCACCCCAACGUCAGCAACGACGACAAGGGCUCCAUGUGUCUGGGUCUGCUGCGCGCGGAUGAGUGGAAGCCACCGAACAAGGUUGUUUCAGUCCUUCGCCUCAUCCAGACGCUCCUCAUCGAGCCAAACCCGGACGACGCCAUCGAGCCAUCUAUUGCCAACGAGUACAGGGAGAAUCGCAAGCAGUUCGAAAAGAAUGCGCAGGACUGGGUCAAGCGCUAUGCAAAGUGAGCGGGAGGGAUGUCACGCGACAGGGACGGCUAGGGAAACGAGGGAAACGAGGUCGAGGCUGAUGGCUACACUGCAUUUUGGGCGUUUGGCGAAGCUGCGUCAGCGGCUGACGAUGGACACGAUCGGUGAUGGGUGACGGAAAGAGCAAGCAACGAAUCUAUAUCAACAUGGAUGGUAAUACAUAUGAUCGUGAUGCAUAGGUGGUCAGGUCGUGAGUCGUGAGCUGGGCAGAACACCCAGGUAAGGGAUACCCUGAGAUCUUUUGCUAAAUGAACAUAAUUGCACCGAGGCACGUCGUCAUGGGCGGAUUCCUCAGCCGUGAUGUGUACCAAGAGCGCAAGCAAAUGAACAGAAGCAAAUGAGAGGACUAGGAUGCGCGCUCUGCCAGUCUUUCGAGAACACAUAGUGGC